This is a messenger RNA of Drosophila busckii, 2346 nucleotides long. RefSeq names its product cell wall integrity and stress response component 3. The transcript has 2 exons. Bases 196 to 1179 code for a protein of 327 amino acids. The record is from RefSeq and is a predicted model, not a curated record. Lineage: Eukaryota; Metazoa; Arthropoda; Insecta; Diptera; Drosophilidae.
UGCAAUAAGUGGACAUAAGCUACAUAUGUUUUCUAAAUUUAAAGUUCCCGCUGCUUGCAUUUUUUGGUAUAUUUUUGGGCAAAUUUUACGGUAAAAUACCUAACCUUGAGCGUUGCUGGUCACACUGCAAGUAAAUGGCCCAGAAAGAGAGAGAGAGAGGGAUUCCAAAAUAAAAACAGCAAAUAAAAUUACAAAAUGAACGUGCUUCCGGUGCUGUUGCUGCUUCUGCUAGUAGCUGGAAAUUCAAGUGCAGGCGCAGAUGUAAAGACCCACAAUGCGACAAUCAAUGGAACGACAGCGGGGCCAAUUGCAGUUUCAGGUGCAGAUGCAGGUUCACGUACUGUUAUUCAAAUAGACACUAGCCAAACUCAAGUGAAAUUGACAAACUUUACGGAGCUAACUAAGCAGUUAGAGGCUGACAUAAAGAACACAACGAUGGAGCAUGCAACAAAACUGACACGGAAGGUUACCAACACGGAUACGGUGCAGGCGCCGUUAAACGUGACUUUAACAUCAGCAACAACUGUAAAGCCCAGUUUGGGAGCUAAUGCGACUGUUAGCAAAACGGUCAAUGAAGGCAAGUUGCUAGCUCCUGGCGUAUUGCAAAGUGAUAUAAACAAUAACAACAAAUUAAAGAAGAAGACCAAUAGUAAAAUGACUGCAACUCAAACAGUUGGUGACAAUGGCGCCGCCAGCAACAAAAGCAACAGCAGCAUCGGUUCAAUUAACAGUAACGUCAGCACUACUACAACAACAUCUAGUACUUCUCCUACAACAAGCACAAGUACAACAUCAACGACUACGACUAGUACCACUACAACAACAACAACGACAACCACUACAACGACGCCACGUCCCACAAAGCCCAAGAUAACGUAUAGCACAUCGGAGCAUAAGGAAUGGGAAAAAGAUAUUUAUCUGAAGGCAGCCACAGCGGGCAGUAAUGCAGCUUCGCCUUUGCUGCCAGAGCCAGAACCACCAAUGGUGCAGCCCUCACAGGAGCUAAGCAUGGCCCAUCAUGGCGACAACGAGUUCAUAGUGCCAAUUAUCACCAUUAUGCUUGUGGUGCCGCUGGUUAUAUUUGCCUUUAUAUUUGUGUACAGACGCUUUCGCGAUUUGUGGAGCACCCGCCACUACAGACGCAUGGACUUUCUGGUGGAUGGCAUGUACAAUGAUUGACGAAGGCGCCAGCAUCAGCAGCUGGGUGGCGGUGUAUGCGGUGGUGCUGCCAAUGGCGUUACUAACAGGCGUAGGCUAUAAUGCAAAAAGUCUCCGUAAACAAGCGCAUUUAAUUGAUUAUUAAUUGCUUAAGUUGAUUUUGUUUUUAGUUUGUUUGUUUCUCUUGCAUAAAAUGCAAACUGGAGAGCGGGAAGUGGCAACCAGCGGACAUGAACUGGAAACGUGCAUACAAACACACACACACACACACACACACACACACACACACACACAGGGAGAGAGUAAAAGAGAUGGCACUAUGUUGCGAGCUAAAUAUACACAUUGAUCAGUCAAUUAAACAAAAAUUAUUAAACAAAAUUGAAAGAGAGAGAGAGAGAGAGAGAAAAGAGAAACAAAAUAUUGUACUAUUUGCAUAUACACUUAUGUAUAUAAAUAUGUGUAAUGUAUUAGCUUUAAAGCGCAAUUAAUUGUUAAGCAUAUUUCAAAGCGGCCAAAUUGAUUUUUAUAUAAGCCAAAACAUACAAAAGAAAUUAAAGCGCAAGAUAUUAAUUUUGUAUAAUGCAUAGUUUUUCAAAUUCGGAAAAAUGUAUUUAAAAUUUAAUUUAAGCAAACACACACACACUCACACAGCCGUUUGUAGUUAUGCGGCGACCAAAAUUGUUGGAAACAAUUGAAAAAGAAAAAUCACUUGAAGCGCAAUUAGCAAUCAAUCAUGAAAUUACUUUACAAUAUCUAUUAUAUAUAUAUAUAUACCUAUGUAAACUAUAUACUCUAUAUACUUAUAGCUAUGUAUAACCAUAAUGUGCCUUACAAACUCAGCUCUUAAUAAUGCUGUAUUCCCCAUAUACAUACAUAUGUUAUAUAUUACGAUAUAACACACACUAAGUAGCGGCAGCCAACAAAAUCUGUAAGACUUGCAAAGCUCGCUAAAUAGGCAUUUAGUAAAACGCCCCAUUAAACAAUAAACACCAAGCAAUACAAAGAGCGAAAGCAACAACAACAUUAAAGCAACUUACCAAAAAUAAUAAUAGUUUUUGGAAUAGCCUGCAGUAAAUUAAAAAAAAAUUAAAUACACAGAACGUAGCGCGCAUUAAUUGCACAACGAUUUGUUAAAAACAAAACAAUUACAAUAAAGCAAAUGCAGUGUAGCCCAUAAAAAUUCAAUAA